AUGUCGGCAUUGGGAGCUGCUACUGCGCGUGCAGUUACCCGACGAGCGGCCUCCUCGUCCUUGGGUUGUCGAGCCCUCCGAGUCGCCAGACCUUCAUACACCCCUCUUGCCGUCCAGACGACCUCUGCCCGACGACCAUAUUCCUCUCCUUCGCAAGGCUCUGCUUCCACACGGUCUACGGUCGUGCAGCUAUUGAGCAACAUCGGUUCCAAAAGAGAGGUACAGCAAUAUCUGUCACACUUCAGCUCCGUCUCCUCCCAGCAAUUCGCAGUGAUCAAGGUUGGCGGUGCUAUUUUGACCGAGCAUCUCCAAACCUUAUCUUCUGCUCUAGCGUUCUUGAAUCAUGUCGGUCUAUAUCCCGUCGUUGUUCACGGUGCGGGGCCACAGCUGAACAAAAUCCUGGAAGACUCAGGAGUUGAGCCGCAAUUUGAAGAGGGCAUCCGAGUCACGGACCCCAAGACGCUGGGUAUCGCACGAGCACUAUUUCUGGAAGAGAAUCUGCGCUUGGUCGAAGAGCUCGAGCGUUUAGGAGUGCGAGCAAGACCAAUCACUUCUGGUGUUUUCACAGCAGACUACCUUGACAAGGAAAAAUACAACCUUGUGGGAAAGAUCACUAAUGUCGACAAGAAGCCCAUAGAGGCAGCCAUACAGGCGGGAUGCCUCCCAAUAUUGACAUCCAUGGCCGAGUCGCCAGAGGGCCAGGUGCUCAACGUCAAUGCCGACGUGGCGGCGGGCGAGCUGGCUCGAGCACUCCAACCUUUGAAGAUUGUCUAUCUUUCCGAGAAGGGUGGUCUGUUCAAUGGUGACACGAAGCAGAAGAUAUCUGCCAUCAACUUGGACGAGGAGUAUGACCACCUCAUGCAGCAAUGGUGGGUUCGACACGGCACCAGACUGAAGAUCAAGGAGAUGAAGGACCUCCUCAUGGAUCUCCCGCGGAGCUCCAGCGUCGCUAUCAUUCAUCCGGCUGAUUUGCAGAAAGAGUUGUUCACGGACUCCGGUGCUGGCACCCUGAUCCGGCGCGGAAACAAGGUUCAUGUCAGCACGUCCAUUGACCAAUUCAAGGACCUUGAGCAGCUUAAGGAAGUCCUCAUCCGUGACCGUGCCGGGCUCGACGCCAGAGCCGUUGUGGAUCGAUACAUCAGCCAUCUUCGAGACCGCGAAUUUAAGGCGUACUUCGACGAGCCCAUGAAGGCCUUUGCUCUUGUUUUGCCGCCCAGCCGGGAGACGACCUUGGCUCAACUUGCAACGCUGACCAUCACCAGAGACGGCUGGCUGACUAACGUCGCCGAUAAUAUCUUUUCCGCUGUCAAGAAAGAUUUCCCAAAGUUGAUGUGGACUGUUAAGGAGGAUGACGAGAACUUGACAUGGUUCUUCGACAAGGCCGAUGGCAGUUUGUCCAAGGACGGUGAGGUGCUGUUCUGGUACGGCCUUGAGACAAGCGAUGAGGUUAAGGACUUGAUGGUUGAGUUCACCAAGCACGGACGACAGAUGUUCGGUGAUAUCAACCUCGAGUCGAGAUUGCUACGUGCCGCGAGGGCCGCCUCCGAAGUCGCGGACUCUGCCCGAAAAGGUGCUUCAAAUGUUGCACGUGCCGCUACCAAGGGAGUGGCUCAGACACGAUCAUACUCAACUUCAGCCAACCCUCUACGAGCCGCACGACAAGCAAGGUAUGUCACCAAGCCAGCCCUCGCCGUCCGCACGUAUGCCACUACGACGAAUCCCAACCCACCGCUUGGUUCGAAGAACAGCUCGAACAGUAAGCCGUCGAGGGUAGCUUUGAUCGGAGCUCGGGGCUACACUGGUAAAGCGCUGGUCGACCUGCUCAACCGCCAUCCCAACAUGGAUCUUCGACACGUCUCCUCACGAGAGCUUGCAGGCAAGAAGCUUGAAGGCUAUAACAAGCGCGAAAUCAUCUACGAGAAUUUGAGCGUCGAAGACGUUCGACAGAUGGAGGAAAAUGGAGCUGUCGACUGCUGGGUCAUGGCUCUCCCCAACGGCGUGUGCAAGCCAUUUGUAGAUGCCAUUGACCAAGUGGGCAAGAACAGCGUCGUUAUCGACCUGAGCGCCGACUACAGAUUCGACCCCAACUGGACAUAUGGUCUCCCGGAGCUGGUUGACCGCUCAGCAAUUGCCAAAGCCACCAGGAUCUCCAAUCCUGGAUGCUACGCAACUGCCGCUCAGCUGGGCAUUGCUCCGUUAUUACCCUAUCUCGGUGGCGAACCCACGGUCUUUGGCGUCUCCGGAUAUUCAGGGGCGGGCACAAAGCCGUCACCCAAGAACGAUGUCAAUAACCUCACAGACAACAUCGUCGCGUACAGUUUGACAGAUCACAUUCACGAACGUGAAAUUUCCACGCAACUGGGGACUUCCGUGGCAUUCAUCCCGCACGUCGCCGUAUGGUUCCAGGGUAUCCACCACACAAUCAACAUUCCCUUGAAGCAGGAGAUGAAGUCUCGCGACGUUCGGAAUAUAUACCAGGAUCGUUAUGCGGGAGAGAAGCUACUGAAGAUUAUUGGCGAAGCGCCUUCAGUAAAGAAUAUUGCGAAGAGACACGGCGUCGAGGUGGGCGGAUUUGCUGUGCACAGCAGCGGAAAGAGAGUGGUGGUUUGUGCGACCAUUGACAAUCUAUUGAAGGGCGCGGCAACACAAUGUCUUCAAAACAUGAACUUGGCGCUAGGUUAUGGAGAGUUCGAGGGCAUUCCGCUUGAUUGA
This is a messenger RNA of Cladophialophora yegresii CBS 114405, 2712 nucleotides long. RefSeq names its product protein Arg-6, mitochondrial. Gene Ontology annotation, molecular function: N-acetyl-gamma-glutamyl-phosphate reductase (NADP+) activity; NAD binding; arginine binding. The transcript has 2 exons. Gene Ontology annotation, biological process: L-arginine biosynthetic process. Gene Ontology annotation, cellular component: mitochondrion; mitochondrial matrix; cytoplasm. The record is from RefSeq and is a predicted model, not a curated record. Lineage: Eukaryota; Fungi; Ascomycota; Eurotiomycetes; Chaetothyriales; Herpotrichiellaceae. The coding region runs from base 1 to 2712 and encodes 903 amino acids.